Arthroderma uncinatum is the source of this 756-nucleotide messenger RNA. RefSeq lists its product as uncharacterized. The transcript has a single exon. Bases 1 to 756 code for a protein of 251 amino acids. Lineage: Eukaryota; Fungi; Ascomycota; Eurotiomycetes; Onygenales; Arthrodermataceae. The record is from RefSeq and is a predicted model, not a curated record.
AUGGCGACCGCUGCAUCCCAGGAGGCCCCCACGCAAACAUCAUCCUCUCUUCCACGGCCGCACGAGAUUAACGAAGAACAGACAAAAGAGGGCCAGUCCCGCGCCCGCAUACCCAUAAGAACGUACCACUGCAGUUUUUGCAACCAUCUCCUUAUCGCGUCAACGCAGGAUUUGUCUACGCUUCCGCGAAGGCGAGCUCCAGCUUUAGACAAUGCAAUAAUACUUCCACUGCCAAAGGCGAAGCCGACAGGCGAGGAGGAGGACGAAGAAGAGAAAGAGGACGAUAGCAGCGAUGAGGAAGGGGAUGAAGGGAAAGACCAAAGGGAGGCACAGAUAUCCCGACAAAUGGAAUCAGCAACUCUGAAAUCCGGGGCGAAGAAAGCCGUAUCCUCGUCCUCUGCUUCAUCGUCACAGCAUUACACGAUUUUACUGUCCACGACCACGCCAGACAGGAAACCUAUCAUUCUCCGGCGAGCAGAUGGGUUUGAGAAGCGGCUACUAGUCCGAUGUGGUCGCUGUAAAGUCGUUCUUGGAUAUGUUUUGGAUGAGGUUCAUUUUAAAAAGGGAGACGACAAGAAAGCCGUUACCGAAACGGAUAUAUCUGGGGAACAGAGCAAUACGACAGGGACGGGGGAAUUGGAGGUUAUUUAUAUUCUGCCAGGUGCAUUGAUAGAGACAAGCGAACUAGGGAAGGAAGUGCAGAUUGAAAAAGAAGCAUGGGCUGAGUGGGAAUCCCUUGCAAAGAAGGCGAAGUAG